Messenger RNA from Acipenser ruthenus (sterlet), 1432 nucleotides. Its product is annotated as zinc finger protein 239-like. The coding region runs from base 284 to 1186 and encodes 300 amino acids. Gene Ontology annotation, molecular function: RNA polymerase II cis-regulatory region sequence-specific DNA binding; DNA-binding transcription factor activity. Gene Ontology annotation, biological process: regulation of transcription by RNA polymerase II. The record is from RefSeq and is a predicted model, not a curated record. Lineage: Eukaryota; Metazoa; Chordata; Actinopteri; Acipenseriformes; Acipenseridae. The transcript has 2 exons.
CAGGUUCAGUUAUAUGAAGUGAUACUCCUGUGUCUGGAUGGACACCCCUGUGUUAGAUCUUUGCCUUUCCUCAUUCCUGGUAGACUGUUUGCAGUUGUGCUGCUCCCACAGCUUUACAGAGCUGCAGGGAUCACAUGUCCCAUCACUGGGUGAUGCCAAAUCCAGUCGGGUUACUCAGCGUCACCAGAAGAAACAUUUCAGUAGAGAAUUUCUGUGGAGAAUGUAUGCAGCAGGAUCGCAAAAAUGAGAGUCUUAUUUUAAUUCAUUUUUAAAAGCUCAUCUCAUGUCAACUAUCCCGAGGACUGUAAUGUUUGCUCGCAACGCCACAUUUCACUUUUGUGUGUCUCACACUUCUAAAGUAGAUGAAGGAGAACACGACUCCACUCUAUCACCCCAGUGCAAAAACUCUUCUAGAGGCAAACCACAGUGCAAGAAACACAGAGAAACAACACCCCAAGAAGAAAAUGUGAAGACAUUGAGAACUCACUCAGUUACAAUCCCUUCCUUACAAGACAGACACCCACUUACUGUAGAGAGUACAGAGACGGCACAUUCUGUGUGUUUUAACAAUUCUGUAACCCAGGGCAACUUGAAGACCUUGCCUCAUUCUAUUAAAGGUGGGAAAAGUUCCUGUCAAUUAGACGCUCCUGAAACUCACAAGGGAAAUCUCACAGGAGGGACUACGUUUUCCUGGGCUGAUUGUGGGAAGAGUUUCAAUUAUAUAUCACUGCUUAAAAGACACCAGCGCGUUCACACAGGAGAGAAACCUUCUCACAUACAGACCAGUGAUAAGAGUUUCACACAGUUAGGAAAUCUUCAUUCACACCAGCGCAUUCACAUAGGAGAGAAACCUUAUCACUGUACUGAGUGUGGGAAGAGAUUAAGUAACUUAGGAAACCUUAAAAUCCACCAGCGCAUUCACACAGGAGAGAAACCUUAUCACUGUUCUGAGUGUGGGAAGAUAUUCAGUGACUUAGGGUCCCUUAAAAGGCACCAGCGCAAUCACACAGGAGAGAAAUGUUAUCACUGUGCUGUUUGUGGGAAGAGAUUCAGUGACUUAGGAUCCCUUAAAAGGCACCAGCGCAUUCACACAGGAGAGAAACCUUAUCACUGUGCUGUUUGUGGGAAGAGAUUCAGUCAGUUAGGAAACCUUAAAAGACACCAUAACAUUCACACAUAUGUGUAAUCCUAUCCCUGCACUUAGUGUGAAGAAGUUAAGUCAGUUGCAGGCUCUUACAGGACUUGAGAACAUUCUCAGAAAUGCAGACACUUGGGGACACCUAAACAACAGGAGUGCAUUUAACUAAAUACAGAAAUAUUUACUGAAAACAAAAGAAUAAACUUGCUUGAUAAAUAGGGUCACCCCUAAUCACAAUCUGUUCAGAUCAAAAACUCACAAAAAUCUGUGUUCAUCAUGUUGUUGAGCAUUUUG